Messenger RNA from Fomitopsis serialis, 1217 nucleotides. RefSeq lists its product as uncharacterized. Lineage: Eukaryota; Fungi; Basidiomycota; Agaricomycetes; Polyporales; Fomitopsidaceae. The record is from RefSeq and is a predicted model, not a curated record. The transcript has 5 exons. The coding region runs from base 166 to 1113 and encodes 315 amino acids.
GCACAGGAAUAUGUUGGGUGAGCUGUAAGUACUGCCAAAGUCCGAGUCGGUGAAGCGCACGCAGCUAGCGCGCGCCCAGCGCACGUGUGAACUGGGGCUACCUUAUCAGUUCCCGAAAGCGCUCUUACCAGUGCACAGUCGAAGGACACUGCGAGGAUCCUAGACAUGUCUGCAGAGAGUAUACCAGCUGACUAUGACCCAACUUUCUACGAGAAACUCUACUACCUUCAUCCGGAGGAGCUCGCGUUCUUCCAGACGCAGACUGGCAUCAAGGAUGAGGAAGAACUGAAGCGCCAUAUCAUGAGCGUCCAGGCGGAGGCUCUGAAGGUUACCCCAUACCCCUGCAUCAGAGCUUUUGCCUUCACGAAGCUCGGCGCCAGCCGUCUUCCCGCGUACGACCAGGUUGUCAAACUUGGGAAGGAGCGCAAGGGCGCCAUCUUGCUUGACAUAGGAUGCUGCCUCGGAGUCGACGUUCGGAAGGCAGUGGCGGACGGUUUUCCCGCUGAGAACGCCAUUGCGUCAGACCUGCAUCCAGAAUAUUGGGACCUCGGCCACAAGCUGUUCAGGACUACGGCGAAGGAAUUCCCAGCCCACUUCUUGGGAGGCGACGUCUUCGACUCGGCUUUCUUCGAGGGAAGCCCGAUCCUAGACACCCCACCGACCACACCCCCGCCUGCCACGCUCGCCGCCCUGAAGACACUCAGCCCGUUGAACGGGCACGUCUCCGCGAUCCACGCGUCUUCGUUCUUCCACCUCUUCAGUGAGGAUGAGCAGCUCGAGCUCGCACGCAAGCUCGCCGGGCUGCUCUCGCCCGUACCCGGGUCCAUGAUCGUGGGCGUGCACAUCGGCCAGCCGGAGAAGGGCCCGUGGCUGGAACGGCGCACGUUGCGGUCGGGGACGCAGAUGUUCUGCCACUCGCCGGAGAGCUGGGAGGAGCUGUGGGACGGGGAGGUGUUCGAGAAGGGAAAGGUGAGGGUGGAGGUAGUCCUGCGGGCGGCGAAGGAUAUGGUUCAGAUGGACGUCUCGAAAUCAUGGGUCGAGGCGGCCCAGCGCGCGGAGCUGCCGGGAACUGUCAACUACCAGAUGCUGGUGUGGUCUGUUACGAGGUUGUGAGUGACCUCAGGGAUGAGGUCCGUGCGUCGCGUACGUGGAUCUUCGGGGUUACUUGCCCUGCAUUUGGAUUAUCUGUACAACCACAGCUGGUGCGAUGUAUUUUU